Molecule: messenger RNA, 969 nt
Organism: Oppiella nova
Lineage: Eukaryota; Metazoa; Arthropoda; Arachnida; Sarcoptiformes; Oppiidae
Source: the annotation of a GenBank genome assembly
AUUGAGUACAAUUUGGGACGCAUUCCCAUCGGAGGUUCAGACUUCUCAACCCAUGCCUACAGUUAUGACGACAAUAAUAAAGACGACUUUGAUUUGAAACACUUUAGUUUGGCGGAAGAAGACCUCAAUUAUAAGAUUCCGAUAAUUAAAAAAGCCAAACAAAUUAACAGCGAUUUGAGAGUUUUUGGCAGUCCUUGGUCACCACCUGCCUGGAUGAAAAAUAAUUCAGAACUAAACCAUGGUGGAUACUUAAUAGGAGAGCCUGGUGGCAAGUACUAUAAAGCAUACGCAAACUACAUUGUUAAGUUUUUAGACUCAUAUAAGGCAUCGGGAGUUCCUAUAUGGGGCAUAACCAUAGAUAAUGAGCCAUAUGCAGCAUUAUUAACAUCAAAAUUUCCCUGGAAUAGUCUGAGUUUCACUCCAGAAUUUCAACGGGAUUUCAUCAAAAAGGAUUUGGGACCCACUCUGGAGGCGGCCGGUUAUGGUGUCAAUACAACUCAACUUAUGAUAUGCGAUGAUCAGAGGGAUUGGGUUCACACGUGGGCUAACACUAUAUACACCGAUAAAGAUGCGGCCAAAUAUGUAUCUGGAUUGGCGUUUCACUGGUACAUAAAUACUGAUAAAAAUGCCCUAAACUUGGAUUUCGUACAUAAUACCGAUCCCAGCAAAUUCAUAUUGGCUACGGAGGCCUGUGAGGAUUAUACGGGUAAAGAACAGCACGUAUUUCUGGGCAGUUGGCAGACCUUUGAGAGAUACGCCAAGGAUAUAAUUGUCGAUUUGAAACACUGGACGUCUGGUUGGGUUGAUUGGAAUAUGGCGUUGGAUACGGAGGGCGGACCCAAUUGGGCGAAGAACUUCGUUGACGCACCCGUUAUAGUGAACGCCACGAGUCAGGAGUACUACAANGCAAUAACUACAGUUCCCCCGUCCGGUCGCACAAAAGUAGUUGACAACAGUGUGUCAACAGAG